This is a messenger RNA of Zea mays, 3145 nucleotides long. Its product is annotated as replication protein A 70 kDa DNA-binding subunit B. The record is from RefSeq and is a predicted model, not a curated record. Lineage: Eukaryota; Viridiplantae; Streptophyta; Magnoliopsida; Poales; Poaceae. The transcript is spliced from 13 exons. The coding region runs from base 1234 to 2808 and encodes 524 amino acids.
UAAGAAUACUGGACCGGAAGGAAAGGAUACGCCGACCCGCAUCGGAUUCCACUGCGUUGCGUGGCCUGUUACGCGUGCCAGGUGUACUGGUCGUGAUGGGCGACCGAAUACGGUGGGGUCCCCGGCGCGCGCUGCUCCUGUACCCACGCACGAUCCCACCGCACGCCGUGGACUCGGCCUUGGUGCGCCGCGGUGGGCCGGACGCGGGAGGUGUGGGUCGGGGCUGCUGGAAGCCUGGAACCUGGAAUGAUCCCAUCCGCCUCGGAUCCCUGGGCAGCUGGACCCGCAUCGGGUGGAAGAAUACUACUCUGCUUUGGUCUUGUGUGGAAGAAUACUGCGGCGCGGCGCCUGCUCCAACGCGGUUGCAACUCCUCCGCCUGCGUCUUCGUCGUCAUGGGUGCCUCACAGCCGCGGCCAGUUCGACUUCCCCCAAAUCCGUUUGCCACCGUACGUGCCGUCGGUGUGCUUUGCCCUCAUCUCGUGAGAUGCGAGACGGGUGCGGACAGCGCUCUCGCCAUACCUGUCGUACCGCCAGUUCGCCCAUGCUAGCCGCGUAGACCGACACACAACAGCUGCAGGAGAAGACGCUGUGUGGUGCGUUCCUCCACAUCGUCUCCAUGCCUAUGCACUGUCGAAGUAUGGGCGCCGGAGCUGUUCUCUGGUCUACGGCAACAGGGAUAGUACCGCUAUCACUUUGUUUAUUAUUACAUGGCUCAGUCUAUGCUCUCCCUCCCCUCUUCGCAUUUUAGAUCCCUAUAUCUACCGAUGUCCUCGAGGACUCUUUGGGUUUGUUAUUUUUCUGAGUCGUCAGCUACCGUGAGAGUCGCUCGCUUUGCUGCUGAACCCUAGAACUUGCCAAGGCAUCUGUUGGUGCGCGUGUUAGCUAUUGUUUUAGCCAAUCAUUUGCUUUACAAGAAAAGAUCUGAUGAAUCUGUGUUACGUUCCUUCUUUGUUUAAACCUAGGUAAUGUUUUCUAUUAUACACUAACCUCUGUUUUCUUUGUUUCUUGUUCUUUUUCUCAGGGAUAGGACCUCCCAGCGAGAGGACCCACAAUGGGUUAGAUCCCAUAGUGCAACUUACGCUCUGGAUGUGAGUUCGUAUACUUUGAAGGGGACGUCGACCUGAGACCUUCAGUAGAGAUAGCAUCACAACAUUUGGGGAGACGCUCCGCGACGAGGCUGAAGGAGAACAAGUACUAGACGCACCGUGCACGGUUUCUAUCAAAGGGGCAAGAUGGCAGAGGUUCUGAUUGGUAGCCUUAUGAUUGGGAAUUGCAGUGACCGGUUGUGUGUCCGUGUCUCCCGUAUGUGGGAAUUUUAUGAUCCUCAGGAUGAGUCCAAUCUCCUCCACGCUGAUAUGGUCCUCAUCGAUGAGGAGGGUGGCAGUGCUCAUGCUCAAAUAUACCCUCCACUCGCUGCCGUUUUCAAGCCCAUGAUAAAGGAGGGCAAUGUCUACAACGUCUCCUAUGUUCAGAUCAAGAAAGCAAAUAGGAUGUACAAGCCUGUUGACAAUGAUAUCAUGAUCGGUUUCACAAAAUGGACGACAAUUGAGGAGCUUAUUGAAGUGCCACCGGCUUUUCCAGAGAUUGUUUACUCCCUCACUCCCUUUGACCAGCUUACAACCCUUGUGGACAUUAGGGAGUAUUUCAUAGAUGUCAUUGGCGCGGUCACCAUGAUCUCGGAUGUCGCAACCAUUCGUACAAAGAUGCGCCAGACUCAAACAGCAAAGAGAUCCGUCACUAUACAAAAUGAGAGCUGUACUCCCCUUGAGGUUGUGCUGUGGGGUGGGCAGGCAACCUCCUUCCCGGCUGAUCAGAUUAGUAUUGCCGGCCAGGACUCACUCCAGAUUAUUAUCUUUGUUGGUACUCUUGCUAGAUCCUAUGCUGGUACCACUUCACUGACAGGUGGAUCGUCUUGCAAAUGGUACGUGAAUCCGCAGGUUCCAGAGGCAACAAGCCUUGCAGCCAGCUUGCAGCAUAAAAGGAGCCCAAUUAUGUCUGCUGCUGGUUCGACGCAGCGUGUGCCGAGGAUUUCUACCGCUGAGCAUAAGAAAGUAUCUGAAAUCAAACACCUGCAUCCAUUCAAGCAUGAGAAAGUUGAGUGGUUGGUAACAGUUACCGUUCUUAAGAUUGAUCAACUAUGGUGGUACGAGUCCUGUAGAAAGUGCCUCAAGAAAACAAAGCCUCAUGGUGAUGCCUAUAAAUGCUCGGACUCUGGUUGUGGCCAUGUUGGUCCGCCUAAUCCAAGGUACAGGUUGCUCAUCACAGCAGGCGAUGAGAUAGGCGAGACUGAUUUCAUACUAUUUGGACGUAUGGCACAGCGCAUUGUUAAGAAACCACUUGACAUCUUGAUCGCGGAUAAUCCAGCCAGAUUUAUUCCUGAUGAAAUAACUAAGCUGGUGGAAAAGGUGUACACAUUCAACGUAAGCUUCACAGACAGCACCAUUGCUUUAGGCAAUGUGUGUUUCCAGGUUAACACGGUUGUCGCCGAGAUUGGUGAUGGAGGUCAGGUUCCAAUUUCACCCAGUGGAUCCCAACCUUCAUCAAUUUCGUCUGCGUGGGCUGCAUCCAAGUCUACAUCAGCAGACUCUGUCCCAACUGGAGGUACCUCUUCUCAGACACCACAGAGCACCAAAAACUACAGCAAGGAUAAGCGUGCAAGAUCGCCAACGCCACUAUCAAAAGGUGGGUCCUCAGUUACCAGGCAGGUUGCGAGGAAGAUAUUGGGAGGCUCACCUGAUAAAACUGGUGAUGGCCAUGACUUGGCUUCCGGCAUUGCUGAUUCUAGCCUUCACAAACCUGCAAUCUGAACACGUCACAAAUGAUGUCUUGCCUUUUGUGGAUGUACAUCUUGGUCAGUCACAAAUGAUGUCUUGCCUUUUGUGGAUGUACAUCUUGGUCACCUCUGUUUAUCGCUUUUGUGGAUGGAUUGUUCAGCUGGCUUUAGUAGAUGGAAUGACUCUGCACUUGUAGUUGCGUAAUGUUUGUGCUUAGCUGUCUGGAUUGUGCCGGCCAAGAGUUGGCUCUAGGUACCUUGUAAAUAGCUCUGGUUUGGUUGCCUGUCCCUCACUGUAUCAACUAGCCGUAAACUUGGACCAUGUAAUCUUAUUCUGCACCAGUUUCCAGCUGAAACAAGCCUCAACGUCA